Messenger RNA from Melampsora larici-populina 98AG31, 2157 nucleotides. RefSeq lists its product as uncharacterized. The coding region runs from base 1 to 2157 and encodes 718 amino acids. The record is from RefSeq and is a predicted model, not a curated record. NCBI's taxonomy places the organism in Eukaryota, Fungi, Basidiomycota, Pucciniomycetes, Pucciniales, Melampsoraceae. The transcript is spliced from 4 exons.
AUGACAAGCCAAUUGUCGACCGGAAGUAUUCCCACCACUGCUGCCGAAUGGACUAUCAUUCGAGACAAGAUCUUAGCAACAGCGCGAUCCCCAUAUACUCCCAGAGAUAAGCGGGUACUAUGGUGUCAGGGUAUCAUUGUGUGUCUGAGUGGAUUUCUAUACCUUGCCGCCUUAAUGCGCCGGGCAAGCGAAAGUGGCCUGUGGUGCUUCAAAAAAGACGUUGAUGGAUAUUGGCGCCCAAAUGUACAUGUUGCAAUACCGCUUGUCACUAUCAUAUAUGCUGCUACUCAAUCUACUGCAAUCGGGCUCAUACUCAUCGGUCCGCUUACCGAUGGUAAAGGUGAACGAGUGGUGGCAUUAAAUUUGGUCGCAUGCAGCACGUUGUAUUUCGGUGGUUGGACAAAAACUUGGGCUGUUUUAUAUGCACUGCCCUCCUCCAUCUUUCGUCUUCGUCGGCGAGAUGUAUUGGGAUCCACUGCACGCAUCACCCGUCGCCGAGUUUUGCCUCCAAAGGUCUUCAACUCGCUGAUCUUGAUAGGCUAUCUGACCGGUCUCCUUCCUGUUCCUUGGUUGUGCUUCACGGUUUAUUGGGUCCAGAUCAUCCACCGUCGCCUUGAAGCCUUUGAACUGAUCGUCAACGACUUGAUCGGACAUCUGUCUGCUAUCCCGCAAGAUAUGGGUACAAGCCUUCUAUUGGCUGUGAAAACUGGGCGCGAGCUUCUUGACUUGCAAGACUCUGAAAAUCAAACGCUCAACAACCUUCGGAUUUUCUCAGGAAUUUGGUUCCUCGUUUCUUUUACUGCCCUCAUCAUUUUCUUAUCAGCAUCGUUUGCCCUCUUGCUGGCCUUCACACGCCAGAUCGAGAUUCUGGGUAGAAUCCAACGCGAGCGCGAACAGCUUGUCUCAAGCCGAGUGUCAAUUGUCUCCGCUAUUACACCGGGAUCCGCACUUACCACAGACAAGGCCGACUGGCGCAACGAAGGGCAGAAAACUCGAACAAAGCCAUCAAAUCGGAUUUUCGAGCGAAUCUCGGUUUGGCUACCCUCACUUCAGCCAGACGAGGACGACGAUCCCCUUGAUAGAAACUCUAACGAGCCCCGAAGUCCGUUCGAAAGAAGACCCAGUAACCCUGGUAGACAAAUGUGGCUUGCAGGAAACGAAGGAAACCUGAGACAAAAGGUUGCGGCUUUGGACCGAUGGGAUGGAGGUCGUAAGGGCGACGAGUUAGCUAGAAAACAUCGGAAACGCAUGAUUGAAUAUUGCGUGCGCUACACUUGGCAGACUGUUUUCUGUACGCUGAUCGCGACGUCCUACAUCGUUCUCAACAUCUUCGUAGUCUGCAAUGUUCUAGAUGCGCCAAGAUCAAUCAGUCUCAGCCAAUUAUUCCGAACGAUUGAGCAGUGGGCUUCUUGGUCAUGGGGAGGAGGUCCUGGAGCUGUUCUCGGGCUGCUAGCAUGCGUCGUUGCUUUUUCGAGGAAUCCAUCUCUUCCCCGUGAGCCUGAGAGUGGACCUCCGGUUUCUACGGAGAUGAUGAUCGACCAGGAUUCCGAGGACGAUGAGGAACAUGACAGGGUCAAUGGCCUUCCUGAUACAAACGCCCUGACCUUCGAAAAACUUCAAGCCCAUGCCUUGACCGAAAGUUCUCGGUCUCUUCGGACACCUCAUACACAGAAAACUAUGAGCAGCAGGAGUGGUGCCCGCAGUGGAAAGACUUGGCGCAUACCUUUUCCAAAAGCAGAACGGUCGUACUUUUCCAACACCUCCAGAAGCAAGAAUACCAGCGCCAAUUCUGAAAUCAGUACCACACUGAGUCAAGGCUGGUCACCGUAUCAAGUGAGCCUCAACACCGCUUCCCUGGUCACUAGGUCGCCUGCCCGUCAAUGCCCAGUUUCGGACAUCUACCACGUCCAAAAAGGUGGCACAGAGCAGAUCAGAAUUCCGCCAAAAUCCGCCUUCCCGCAUCAAAUCCAAAGGCAGAAUAGCUUUGGACGCACAGUUAUGGAUCAACCAAUUAGACUCUACCCACUUCCUGUCCAGGUACCCCGGUCAGAUGUGCAGGAAGAGUAUAUUUCUCCUCCUUCAAGUCCGGCUUACCAGACCCCGAACUCCCCUCUUGAAAAUCACUUUGAUGCUAUCCACAAACUGAGAAACAAGUAG